AUGGGACUGACACGUUCGGGGAUGACCUUACCCCGCUGGGAGCACCCAGUGACGAGCGGCAAUUCUGGAUCCAACGUGCGAAAGAGUUAUAACUCAGAAGCGAUCGCCACCUGGCCAUCAGUGUUUGACAACCCAGAUACCGCAAAGGAAUAUCAGCCCGGAGCCGAUUGGCAGAAUUUGCACCGAUUUGACCCCUCUGCACGAUGGACUUGGGGUGAGGAGCAUCAAUUAAUUCGCAAAAUUGACCUUUGGAUUAUGGUCUUUAUUUGCUUUAUGUUCGCGGCUCUGGAGCUUGAUCGAUCCAACCUCCAGCAGGCUCUGACUGACAAUGUCUUAAACGACCUUGGCACGAACACGAAUGACCUACAACCUCGGAAAUACCGUUUCUGUCUCUCGUUUCUUUGUGCUGAAUUGCCCUCGCAACGUGUCAGUACAUGGGUUGGGCCAGAUAGAUGGAUCCCAACACAGAUGGUCCUCUGGUCGGCUGUGGCUAUGGGCCAAUAUGGCCUGCAGGGGAAGAACACCUUCCUAGUCUGUCGUGCACUCAUUGGUAUCUUACAAGGUGGUUUUAUUCCUGAUGUGAUUCUGUAUCCGUCGUAUUUCUACAAGCACCAAGAGCUCUCGCUUCGAUUAGGAUUCUUUUGGACUGUAAUGAAUAUUGCAGAUAUCAUUGCAAGAGCUUCUUGGCUUUUGGACUAUUGCACUUGCGUGGCGUUCAAGGACGAUCAGACUGGCGCUGGUUAUUUCUGCUCGAGUCUUAAGGGUCUUAUCACUCUCUUGAUGGGUCUCUCAGCUUAUGUUCUUAUGCCCCAUGGACCGUGCCAAACAGCCAAUUGGUCGCGAGACAAGUCCGGGUGGUUCAGUCCACGCGAGACGGUCAUGGCCAACAGGGUUAUCCGGGAUGAUCCAAACACGACAGGAACUAAUGAACGUUGGCUGCCAUGCGGCACCGAGUCUACAGAUCUGACAAGUGAAACCCCCAUGGAAUGA
This is a messenger RNA of Penicillium argentinense, 990 nucleotides long. RefSeq lists its product as uncharacterized. The record is from RefSeq and is a predicted model, not a curated record. Bases 1 to 990 code for a protein of 329 amino acids. Gene Ontology annotation, molecular function: transmembrane transporter activity. The transcript is spliced from 5 exons. NCBI's taxonomy places the organism in Eukaryota, Fungi, Ascomycota, Eurotiomycetes, Eurotiales, Aspergillaceae. Gene Ontology annotation, cellular component: membrane.